AUGAUAUUGCAAAAGCCCCUAUAUUUCAAUAUAGCUUUGGCUUUCUGGACACUAUGGUUGCAAAUACCGCUGUUCGUAAACGGCAUGGGCGCUGGGCCAAAUUUUACGGACCCUGUUUUUGGUAAACAGCGCAGCAACGACGACGUCCUGACACGUGCUUUGACCCAAUACACCAGAUACAACGGGCUUGUACUCGCGCAGCAGCGUCAAAGGAACCUCCAAAGCAGCUCCCUCGCUGAAGGCCUCAUCCAUGACCCCAACAAGCGCACCAGCCCACCGCUGACCGUGGCCAGCACCGGCAAAAGCGAGCGGAAUGUAGUGGCGCUUGAUCCCUACCCCAACAGAACCGGCCCGGCGCAGCCUAAGCCGGGGAUUGAGGUGGACCCAGCAGGCGGCAGGCACCUCGGGGGUUCUCUGUCUGGGGAGCUGCUGCCGGCUCACCAUGCGAAGCGCUCCCUUGUUGCUUCCUUCUCCAAUCCGGCGGUCAUACAUGUUCUGUGGAGCCAUUGGAACCACUGCCAGGGUUACGCUUGCGGCGGCCUGUACGUGAACAUGAUACGACAGGCCUUGGAAAGAGCCCCCAAGGACGCCAGAGGCAUCAUUACCUUCGGAGGCUAUUCCAGUGGGGCCGCACGGGAUUCGUUAGAAGGCUGGGUUGCAGCCGCGGGAUACAGCCCCUCAAUCAUCACCUACGUAAGAAAGCCUGCAGACGUGGCGGCGUACUACAACCUCAGUUCGUACAAGCUGCUGUACAUUCCCUCUGACUCCGGCCAGACAACCGGCGGUAUCGAUGCGACCAUGAACUUGGCCCUUAUUGGCAUCAAAGACAGGAUAUUCGACUUUGUGAACGAGGGAGGUUCCAUGGUCGUAUUGACCCAGGGGUCACAGAGUAAGCCGUACGGCUUCUUGCCGAUGCCCAUGAUCUUCACCGCCACGGAUUUUAUCGAUGUCACCGUCACAAACGAAAUGAAGCUUUACUCGCCUGAUUCCACUUCAGAUAAUUUGGAUCAUUACGCCUGGCACGGCUAUUUCACGGGACCUGUAGACUGGAACGGAAUGCGCGUGGUGGCUUACCAGGCGGGAUUCUGCCCCGUCUUGUCGGGUCCCAAGCAGGACUGCCGUGCGACCGCCAUCCCUUCGCUUACCAUUGCCAUUGCCUCUUUCAGGCCCUCUACCUCCUACCCUAAGCCCAUCACCGCUGACAACCCUGCCGCCGCCGCCGACACCACCCUCGCCGCCGCCUCCAACACCGCCGCCAGCCCUGCCGCCGCCGCCGACACCACCCUCGCCGCCGGUAGCCCCGCCGCCGAUGCCCUCACCACCGCCUUCGGAUCCGCUGCCGCCGCCGCCUGGAGCGCCUCCAUCCCCGCCGCCCUACCGCCGCCUCUACAUCCACCACUACAGCCUCCAUCACCGCCGCCAGCCCUGCCGCCGCCGCCGACACCACCCUCGCCGCCGGUAGCCCCGCCGCCGAUGCCCUCACCGCCGCCUUCGGAUCCGCUGCCGCCGCCGCCUGAGGCGCCUCCAUCCCCGCCGCACCUACCGCCGCCUCUAUAUCCACCACUACAGCCUCCAUCACCGCCGCCAGCCCUGCCGCCGCCGCCGACACCACCCUCGCCGCCGGUAGCCCCGCCGCCGAUGCCCUCACCACCGCCUUCGGAUCCGCUGCCGCCGCCGCCUGGGGCGCCUCCAUCCCCGCCGCACCUACCGCCGCCUCUAUAUCCACCACUACAGCCUCCAUCACCGCCGCCAGCCCUGCCGCCGCCGCCGACACCACCCUCGCCGCCGGUAGCCCCGCCGCCGAUGCCCUCACCACCGCCUUCGGAUCCGCUGCCGCCGCCGCCUGGGGCGCCUCCAUCCCCGCCGCACCUACCGCCGCCUCUAUAUCCACCACUACAGCCUCCAUCACCGCCGCCAGCCCUGCCGCCGCCGCCGACACCACCCUCGCCGCCGUCGCUGCACCCACCAUUUUCCCAACCCAUGCCUCCAAGGCCAAGUUCAACGUCGCCGUCACCGCCGCUGCCGCCGCCGCCGCACCCCAUCCCUCCGCCAACCGUCAAGGCUCCAGCCCCGUCACCUGGGUCUGCGCCGCCGCCGCUGCCGCCGCCGUCAAGGCCACAGCCGGAUCCGCCGCCUGGGUUUCCCAUGAGUUUAGAUUUGGAUUACAACUAUCUGGUAGCUUCGGCACGCUUCAAGGGAGAUUCACCAUUCGCCAGCUGCACGGCAGCCGUACAAGACAGCCUCGUGCAGGCGCUGGCCGCGUUGGUCAAGUUGCCGACCCGCAAUGUCACCACGGCGUGUGCCUCCGAAACCACCACAAAUAGUGGCAGUGGCAGUAGCAGCAGCAGUAGCGCCAGCGGGCGGCGAAGGCGCCUCAACGACGCGGGUACGGACUGCGCGGGCUCGCGCGUUGCUGUCAACAUCACCUUCAAGAUUGACCCCGCGAGGCCGCUGGCAGCGUUCAAGGCGGCUGUGUUCAACGCCUUGUCCAACGCGGGUGUUGAGGGCGUGUGUCCGCUAGGUCUUAUGGACGGAGAAUGGGCGACCACUGGCAGCGUGACUCGGAACACCGGAUCCACUCCCGGUCCUGUCGACUGUCGAGCUGCCAUCGCAGCCGCGGGCGGCGGCGACGCCACCGCCGUACCUAGCUGCUCGCCAGUGCAGUACCAGGCGGGCGAGGCGAUGGCGCCGCCGCCGCUGGCUUCCCCCGCCACCGCCGCCGCCGCUGCCGCCAAAAAAGGGUUGCCAUUGAUGAUCCUUAUUGCUGCGGCUGUAGGCUGCAUGUUCCUCUGCGCGCUUUGCGUCCUCGCGGCUGUCGUAUAUCGGCGACGAAAGCGCAAGAAGCGCAACGAGGCCGCACAAGGUGCCGUACAGCCCGCCACUCAGGGCGCUGUCGUCGAACUAGAGCCCCAGGAGGGCCAGGACACGUGUACGAAUCCCGGCGUGGUGGCGAAGAAGGGCCUUAUGUCCUGUGACACCAGUACCGACACCAGUGCGGAAGAGCAGGACACCGCCGCGAUGUUGAGUACGACAAUGACCGGCAGCGGCAACACCAACACCAACACCAACACCAACACCAACGCCAACGCCUUUGAGCUUGCGGCACUAGAGGCUGCAUCGGCUGCUGCCGUACUCGGGAGGGCACCCGGCCGGACGAGUUCUUCCGAUGCAGGAGCCAGAACGACGUCAUCAUCGUACAGAAUGAGCUCCGAAACCGGCUGUGCCGUCGCCAGCGCCGCCGCCUUGCUAGGGGCAACGGUGACGGCGACGAACAAUCCGCGAAUCGCCAACCAGAUAAGUUUGGUUUCCGCCAGCGCAAUUAGCGUUACCGCCGGCGGUACCGUAAGGCCGUCGUCGCGCGGUGAGUUCGGCGGCAGUAGUGGUGCCGCCGCCGCUGCUACUGCCGCGGCGUUCCGUACGGAUCCGCUGAUGAGCAGCUCCCGUCGGGGCUCCGCCUCCGACCGCAGGACCGCGCAUAGACAACAACUACAGCCGCACCCACAGCCGCAGCUAACGGACGCACGGGAGGCCAUAGCCACCGCUUUGCAGCGGGGCGGCGGCGGUAACGACGCCGCCGGUGGCGGCGUCGGCGGCAGCUCGUUUUCGGCGUCCGCUCCAGCUCCUGCGGCAGCUGCCGUGGAUGUAGCAGCAGCAGCAGCUGGCACGGACAUCCCGGGAAGCUGCCCGCGGGAGGGGAAGUCUAGGAGGGCCUCGUUUUCAGAGAGGAGCGCCUCCGGAGGGGGUGUGGUUGUAGGAGGCGCCCAGGCGUUGAGAUCUCCCUCCGCCACCAGUCGUACAUCUCUGCUGGUGCGGAGUCCCGACCCGUGGGUCGAAGCUGCUCGGUCGAUGAGGACGUUGACCGUUAUCUUUGGCAGCAGUGGUGGCGGCGGCGGCGGCGGUGGCGGCGGCGCCGCCACGGAGGACAAGGUGGUCACGGCGGCGGUGGCGGCGGCGAUCCCAAGCAUCCCAACGGUUGUUGUGGCACCCGCUGUACAAGUACGGCAAACGCCUUCCAUGCGCAAGCAUAACCCAGUGUUCCAGAGGACCAAUCCGCCGUAUCUGUACGGCAACCGCCGCGAAGGUGACGACCGGCCCAGUGGCGGUGUGGCAGGCGUUGACCCCGGCGGCGAUGGCGAUGUGCCAACGCUUGAUACUUCCGCUGCUGCCGCCGCCGCCGCCGCCCCCCUAGGCGACGGCGGCGACGCCGUCACCCCAUCCACGUCUGGUGGUGCCGCUGGCGCCGCUGCCGCAUCCGCCUCCGCGCCCUCCACUGUUCUCUUCCGCAGCAACCCCGAAAUCCGAGUCGGCGCGGGAUCCAGGCCGGGAUCCAGAUCGGGUUCCGAAUCCAGACCAGGUUCAGGAAUCGGAUCUCGUUCCAGUGGAAUCCCUGCUACUGCUUCUGCUACUGCUACUGUUGCUUCCGCCACCACCGCAAGCCGACUGGGGCCGCGUGGGAGGACACACCUGGGCCUUAUCACCGCGCCAUCUGAUGUGGCAGCGGAGGUCGACGGGGCCGCGGACGCUGAGGUGGAGGGUGGGGCGGAGGGGGGGGGUGCUCCUGCGCUCAGCCAAUCCGUGCCGGCACGUCUUUGGAAGCGCCCCGGGACUGUGGGCGCAAGUCCAGUGUCUGGGUUGGAGUCCGCCGCCGCCGCCGCCGCUGCCGGCCCCGCGCCGUCACGGCAGCAAGCGGGUCGUCGGUCGGCUUUGUUCAACCGCCCGGAGGGGCGGGAGGUCGGCUGGGGCGCGGAGGAGCCGCCUCAGAGAGAAUCGCAGCCAUCGGAAGCGUCGUCGGCCGGGGGCAUCAUGCCACCAUCAAACACCCGCAACUUCUUGAGGCCGGGCAUGGGCGACCAUGGUGAUGGGCUGGAGGAUCCUGCCGCUACUGCUGCUGCUGCUGUCGGCGCCAGUGGUGGCGGCGGCGGCGGCUGGGGGGCCCAGAAGAACAGACAGCUCAUGUUUGCAUCCGGGGCCCCCGAGCCCCCAACCGUCAACUGCCAACUGCCAACUCACCUUCGUAAUACCUUUUGCCGCCAGGCUUCGGACGACGACCAUUGUGAGGAGGAUGGCCAGGCGGAACCUGCUCCGGAACCCAUAGCCCCCAGGAGCGCCAAGUCCACAACGCAGGCCGGCCACGUCAGUGUACGGCAGUUCAAGUUUGCCGACAUGCGGCGGGUGCACUCGUCCGAGAGUGUGGAUCUGGAAUCGGAUGACGAGGAAGACCUCCAAGAUCCUAGGCAGCCGCAGCAACAGGACGAGUCACGUGGUGGAGGCAGCGGCAGCCGGCACACCCUCGGCCGCCGCGGCCUGGCGGCGGCGGCGGCGGGCGGCGACGGUCAGAACGAGACAGUAUUGGGCCCCACUAGGUGCCCGGGGGUGAAGGAGAUAUUCAUCAGAAACGAGUUCGGACGUACAGAUGACGUACAGAUGUACGGUGCACUGACAAAGUAUGGAAAGGUAUGGAAACGCAGCGCAAGGAUGCGUAUUAUUAUUAAUGUUAUGAGGGUAACGAAGUGGCGCAGAGGCGUUGGAGGCUCUGCGGAAUUGCUUAUGGAGAAAUACUGUGGGUCGUAUCGUAUGUGUACGGGUGGGACGAAGAAGAAUAACAACAAGUAA
Messenger RNA from Volvox carteri f. nagariensis, 5613 nucleotides. RefSeq lists its product as uncharacterized. NCBI's taxonomy places the organism in Eukaryota, Viridiplantae, Chlorophyta, Chlorophyceae, Chlamydomonadales, Volvocaceae. The transcript has 24 exons. The record is from RefSeq and is a predicted model, not a curated record. The coding region runs from base 1 to 5613 and encodes 1870 amino acids.